ACGGCUCUGAUUGACCGCGUCACCGAGACGUGGAUUCUCAUGCACCUCGGCACCUCAAUGCUGCACAGCUUUCAAAUACGUAUUGAUGGCCAUGAUCCUAGUGUAGAACACGAUCGUCGCGCCAUUCACCGGUCGCUGAUGCGAAUCGGCAUUUUGUACGACUCGUUCGUUCGUCCGUCCGUCUGUCCGUCCGUCUGUCCGUUCGCCUGUCUGUCCGUCCGCCUGUCCGUCCGUCAACCAAUCUCUUCGCCAGCAAUGGUCAACUCGGCCAGUAGCGUGGCUAAUCGGUUGAACGCAGCAAAAAACAACAGGUACUUGAAAUCCGAGUUCCGAAUGCUAUCACUACCAAUAGGCUUGCGACUGAAACCACGUGCUCGCCGUCCGUUGGCUGGGUGGAAUGGUCAUCGUUUCGUAGGAACCGUAUCAAAGGCCCGCGUGGAGCCACGGCCAGAAAGUCCGUACAGCAGAACGCGAGACGCUUUCAACAACGACAGACCAACGGUGACCGUGGCUCGGCAUGGUAUCCCGCCCGUCGUCGUUAAUGCCACAAUAGCGUUUGCUAACCGGCCCGGAAGCUCCGCCCCGCCCAUUGGCCCGCGGUGCGAACAUCAUCUGUCUCGAAUGCCAAUGGUCGGUCGGGUGACAGGAGGACAGAGCAAGAACGACGGGCGCGUAGCGUCGGCAGGUUCAAAGGUUCAUCGUGUACCGCGAUGA
Messenger RNA from Soboliphyme baturini, 714 nucleotides. The record is from the annotation of a GenBank genome assembly. NCBI's taxonomy places the organism in Eukaryota, Metazoa, Nematoda, Enoplea, Dioctophymatida, Soboliphymatidae.